ACCCGCGCUCUCUGCGCAGUUGAUGGGCUCUAUGGUGGGCGCUGCUGGCUGUUCUGUUUGGUUCUCCGAUUAUUAAAUUAUAUUUUUAUAAUAAAACUCAGUUUAAUAUAAGCUCGCGCUUCAUAUCACACCCACAUUCAGACCUUAUAGCUGACCUAACUCGAAGCUGGAGCGAAACGGCGCCGAACUGAGAUGAAAUGACAACGUCAACACUGCAGGUGCAGCAGAGCAUCAUUGUAAAGCAGAUAAAUAACUCUCAGGUUACAGUUCAGCAUCCACAUAUGGUGGAGAAAGCGAUUGAUCUCGUCACCAAAGCCACAGAGGAGGACAAGGCCAAGAACUAUGAGGAGGCUCUGCGGCUCUACCAGCACGCUGUGGAGUAUUUCCUACACGCUAUAAAGUAUGAGGCUCACAGUGAUAAGGCUAAAGAGAGCAUCCGGGGGAAAUGUAUGCAGUAUCUGGAUCGAGCAGAGAAGUUAAAAGAGUACCUGAAGAAUAAAGACAAACAAGGAAAGAAACCUGUGAAGGAGGCCCAGAGCAAUGACAAGAGUGACAGUGACAGCGAGGGGGAAAACCCAGAGAAGAAGAAACUGCAGGAGCAUUUGAUGGGUGCUAUUGUUAUGGAGAAGCCGAAUGUCAGCUGGAAUGAUGUUGCCGGGCUGGAGGGUGCUAAAGAGGCACUAAAGGAAGCUGUAAUCUUGCCCAUCAAAUUCCCUCACCUUUUCACAGGAAAGCGUACUCCGUGGAGAGGAAUUCUGCUGUUUGGCCCUCCAGGGACGGGAAAAUCGUAUCUGGCUAAAGCUGUCGCCACAGAGGCAAAUAACUCCACCUUCUUCUCAGUCUCUUCCUCAGACCUCAUGUCCAAAUGGCUUGGAGAAAGCGAGAAGUUGGUGAGGAAUCUGUUUGAACUUGCUCGUUUACGUAAGCCAUCAAUCAUCUUCAUUGAUGAGGUGGACUCUCUGUGUGGCUCACGGAGUGAGAACGAGAGUGAGGCAGCCCGGAGGAUCAAAACAGAGUUCCUGGUGCAGAUGCAGGGUGUUGGGAAUAAUAAUGAUAAAAUCCUGGUGCUGGGUGCUACUAACAUCCCCUGGGUGCUCGAUGCUGCUAUUCGGAGAAGGUUUGAGAAGCGGAUCUACAUCCCCCUCCCAGAGGAGCCAGCGCGGGCGGCCAUGUUCCGGCUGCACCUGGGGAACACUCCGCACAGCCUGACCGAAGCUGACCUGCGGCAGCUCGCUCGCAAGACUGACGGCUACUCCGGAGCCGACAUCAGCAUUAUUGUCAGAGAUGCAUUGAUGCAGCCUGUGCGCAAAGUUCAGUCUGCCACACACUUCAAGAAGGUGCGCGGACCUUCCCGUAGUAACCCCUCCAUGACGGUGGAUGACCUCCUGACCCCCUGCUCCCCUGGAGACCCUGCCGCCAUAGAGAUGACCUGGAUGGAUGUUCCGGGUGACAAGCUUCUAGAACCCAUAGUGUGCAUGGCUGAUAUGCUUCGUUCUCUGGCCACCACACGGCCCACGGUGAACGCUGAAGAUUUACUGAAGGUGAAAAAGUUCACCGAGGAUUUCGGGCAGGAGGGCUGAGGUUCACUUAACAUCCCAUAACUGCUCUACCACUGCAGCAGCGCCCCCUACAGAACAACCCCGGACUAUCAAACACCCCAUCCCUCCCCAUCCUAGCUAACAGUGCUCCACGCUACACACCACCUGCUAACAUCUGGAUUGUCUUUUGGAGGCAGAACUGUGAAAGUGUUUAAUGAAGGAACCCCCUCCCCCACAGGCCUGAAGCUAAAAUGAAGCAUUGCUCAUUGAAGGACAAGUGUGUGUGUUUAUGACUGACUGACUGUGUUUAUUUAAAUGUGCAGCCCUGCACACCACAGGGUGACCCCUCCCCCUUUUUCCUUGAACUUACUGCUAUAUUUAUUUAAUUCUCUGGAUUAAACGUUUACCUGCCCCUCUGAUCCGGACUCAUCGCCCUUUAGAUCCUUUAGUUCAUCAGAACCGGACAUCGCUUACCCUUAGCUAGAGUUCGCUGUCUUCAGUAUUUCUGUACACGGCCUAGAACUGUUUGCAGCAGGAGGGUUACACAACCCACAUACACUUCAUUACAUUAAUAUUAUUAAUAUUAAUAACAGUAAUAAUAAUGAUUGUGAAAAUUAAUAGGUAUGCCUGCUGCGGAGGAUAUUUUCUGAUUUUGUUGUCAUUUUGUUCUCUGUAUUUGUAGAGGUAAAGGUUCCUUUGGACAGUGAUUUCAGUCUUCAUGGAGACUGCACCGUUGUCUCCUGUUGCUAUGGCUACCAGGUUUGACUGAAUUAAAUCUGAAUUGUAAAGAAAA
Astyanax mexicanus (Mexican tetra) is the source of this 2331-nucleotide messenger RNA. It is a transcript of the gene vps4a, whose product is annotated as vacuolar protein sorting 4 homolog A. Gene Ontology annotation, biological process: endosomal transport; vacuole organization. The record is from RefSeq and is a predicted model, not a curated record. Bases 198 to 1580 code for a protein of 460 amino acids. Gene Ontology annotation, molecular function: ATP hydrolysis activity; ATP binding. NCBI's taxonomy places the organism in Eukaryota, Metazoa, Chordata, Actinopteri, Characiformes, Acestrorhamphidae. The transcript has 12 exons.